Penicillium malachiteum is the source of this 708-nucleotide messenger RNA. Its product is annotated as MFS general substrate transporter. The transcript has 3 exons. Gene Ontology annotation, biological process: transmembrane transport. The record is from RefSeq and is a predicted model, not a curated record. NCBI's taxonomy places the organism in Eukaryota, Fungi, Ascomycota, Eurotiomycetes, Eurotiales, Aspergillaceae. Bases 1 to 708 code for a protein of 235 amino acids. Gene Ontology annotation, molecular function: transmembrane transporter activity.
AUGGCGGAGCUGUUAAUGAUUAUUGUGCUGAUAUGGAUGCCGGAAACCUAUUCACCACUCCUUUUGACAUGGAAAGCACGCCAUCUGCGUGAGAUAACGAGCGACCCGCGAUAUCGAUCGAUUCUGGAAGUUGAAGACGUUAGUCUUCAAUCGGAUUUUUAUUACCUUCCGACACCAGGGCCAGCUGAUAGUAAAGGAGCCUGUCGUUUUUUUGAUUGCAUUGUAUCUUUCGAUCGUACCUAUAUCUUCACUGACACUUACCAUAUCUCUCAGAGACUGACAAAUGUUAUAUGGAUUGCCAUGUAUGUUGGAGUCAUACUAGGAGAGCUCUUGGUUCCUUUCUUGUACCGAUCUCUAAAGAAAAAUCCGCUCGCUUCUCGAGAAAUUGGAAAGGCUUCAAGUCAAAAGAUUCCCCCAGAGGCCCGUUUGUGGUUCGCUAUGUUGUGCGGCCCUGCUCUACCCGUGAGCCUCUUUUGGAUGGGAUGGACAAGCUAUGCAUCUAUUAGCAUAUGGAGUCCUAUUAUGGCAACUACACUAUUCGGUUACGCUAUUCUUAGCAUCUUUAUCAGCUCAUGCAUGUAUGUCAUAGAUGCAUAUGAUAUUCUCUCAGCCUCAGCUCUGGGAUUCAUGACCUUCUCUUGUUAUAUCACGGCUGGAGUGAUGAGUAUCGUUGGGCUUUCCUUCUAUGAAAAUAUGGGUAUCCAGUAG